AGGGAAACUUCUAUCGUCCAGGACCCUGUCGGGGAGAGGAAGCUCGAAGACGCGGAUGGAACUUAAAACCCUCCAGCCGAGAGCAGAUCGAGCUCAAUCUGCUAAAGCUUCACGCUCGAGAGUUUCUGGGCAGGGGGCCCCAACGAGGAACUCGUUUCGUCACGCCGUUAGGUUUCUCCCACCGUGCCCCCCCCCUCCCCCGGAGGAGAUGGUAGAACCCACUUCCGGAUUUCCACCCUCCCAGCCCCGCCUCCGGCCGCAGGAAAUCUCGCGAUGGAGGGAGGAGGCGGUACACCCCCAGAAAUACUUGAAGAAAGUCAGUCAGGAUGUAGUCUACCUACAGGUCUUGGAGCCAACGGUUUGAAGAAAAGCAGUUGGGGGUUCUUCCUUACUGGGAUCGUUGGUGGGACCCUGGUGGCCGUGUAUGCCGUGGCCACCCCGUUUCUAACACCGGCCCUCCGAAAAAUUUGUUUGCCAUUCGUACCCGCAAACAAGCAGAUUGCCAACGUUGUGAAAAUGUUGCAUUGCAGAAGAGGAUCCCUGGUCGACAUUGGCAGUGGUGACGGACGUGUUGUGAUAGCAGCUGCAAAGGAGGGAUUCACCGCUGUCGGUUAUGAAUUAAACCCAUGGCUCGUUUGGUACUCCAGAUACCGUGCUUGGCGAGAAGGGGUGCAGGGCUCUGCCAAAUUUUAUAUUUCAGAUUUGUGGAAGGUUACUUUUUCGCAGUACACAAACGUGGUUGUUUUCGGUGUGCCUCAGAUGAUGCCACAGUUGGAGGAGAAACUCGAGCUUGAACUGAAGGAUGACGCCAGAGUCAUUGCUUGCCGGUUCCCUUUCCCUCGCUGGACCCCAGACCACGUCACCGGGGAGGGGGUAGACACCGUGUGGGCCUACGACCUGAGCACGCUGCGAGGCAGGAGGCCCUGAAGACGUUUCCAGCUGGUCAUUCGAGUGUAGACUUUAUGGAGAGUGGUUUCCCAAGUGAUGGUGGUCUUCGGUUUCAUAGAGAUCUACAGCUGUGUCGUCAGCAAAGAGUCUGUUUUUCUUCUCUAUGGAAUGAAAAUCUAUUACUUUCCUUAACUUUUGGAAAACAAACAGAAGUUAAGAACAGCAGGUAGAUUUAAAGUCCCUUUUUGUGGCAUAUUCAAAAAAGUGGUCUUCUUUCCCACGCGCUCUGAUGUAUGAAAAUAUGACCAAGGGAUGGUCAACGUUGAUGGGCGGGAGAGAUGUGAACAGCUCUUCACGCUACAAAAAGUAUGAUUUAAUGCCAGAGAUGAACAGAAACACUUUUUAAAGAGGCUGUGCAGUAGGAAAUGUUUGCAGUUUCAUCUAACUUUAUUCAUACUUAAGAUUUGUCUUUCUUUUUUUCUGUACUUCAUGGCAACGUUUUCUAAAGGACUCAGGCGCUCCUAUUUUAUAACAUUGAUUAGGAAUAAUUUGUUGUGAGGCCAGCGCUCUACUGUAUUUUCUUGGAUCUGAGGUGUCUAUACGUGUGCGUGUAAACGUGUGGAUAGACACACACAUUUGACCGUUUCUGAAGUUGUGACGUACCUUCCGGCUGAUGGUGUUUUGUGUCUACGAUCGGCAGCAUUGCACAUCACGACGUAGCUGUAGCCACCACGGAUGGUAUGUCAGAUGUGAUGCGAGGUGCUCAGAGGAGAUGCAGGACAUUCUGGAGUUAUAGGUAAUAACAUAAGCCGUCAUGAGCUUGGGCUCAGCCAGACCUGGAAUCACAUCCCUGCUCGGCGACCAGCCUUGCACCAGUGGCUUGAUCUCCUGGAGCCUCACUUUCCCGAGUGUCCCCAGCCUCUGUUGGGAUAAUGAUACACCGAACAGGGGACUCUUUUUUUGUAAAACUCAUGACGCGAAGUCUUUGGUCUUAUCAUUUUAGAUACUAAAGAAGUCACAGAUUAUUUCUGCUAGUCACAUCUUUAUUUUAUGAAAGUAGCCAUUCAUUUAAUAUUCUCGUUUAGGAGAAGAGACCUGACUGAUUUAGAUAAAGACAAGUUACGGAAAACCUUUGAAUGUGAAUAGAUAGGCUUCAUGUAUCUGAAACGUUAAUCUAUUAAAUGGUGGCUCUAAUAAUCCCUGUGUAUCACAGAAAAGGAUUGAGCUCCCGAUCGUACACCUGUAACCUAAAUACCAAACUGUGUCUUCAUGGAGGUUUGAUAAAAUGAGAUGGUUUGUAUUUUUAACUAAACUCACGAAAAUACGAUCAGCUUGAGAAUUUUCAUUUAAAUGAAAAGCAACUGGGGACCCGUUCAUUCAUUCGGCGAAUGCUUCUUGUCUGCUGUGUAAUAGGCCUGUCCGAUUCAAUGGUGAGUAGACAUGAAGGACCCCUAAUCUUAUGGAAACGUGUAUUCCGGAAGAGAGAGACAAAUACGGGCGUGAAUGUAAGUGUGUGUGUGAAGCUCUCUGAAAGAAGUAAACAGUGUGACAGUCAUGGGCACUUGUCAGAUUUUUGGCUGCCACUGUCCAUCCCUUCCCAGUAGCCCCCGAUUUCUUUCCGAAGAGCGAACUCCCUACGACGGUGUGUAGUUUGGUGUCUGUCCCUGCCUGUCACCCCAGCCAGCUCUGUAAGUGGGCGAGGCACGCCUGGAGAGGGACCCAUCGUGGCUCCUGGCCAGGCAGGUGUGACGGGCAGAGGUAGGGUUUUGUGGAACCUUGGGUGUGUUCAGUAAUCUUCUAGACGUGCUCCUGGCAGACUUGUGGAGGCAUCAGGCUGUCUGCAAAGGCAAAUAUAACUUGCCUUUUUGAGGUUUCUGGUUUAGCUUCCCAAAGAUUAAAUGGCCCCUGGUGUUGCAACCUCAGAAUAAAAUGGACCAUUUCACGGAA
Molecule: messenger RNA, 2835 nt
Organism: Lynx canadensis (Canada lynx)
Lineage: Eukaryota; Metazoa; Chordata; Mammalia; Carnivora; Felidae
Gene: ATPSCKMT
Product: ATP synthase c subunit lysine N-methyltransferase
Biological process (GO): positive regulation of proton-transporting ATP synthase activity, rotational mechanism; peptidyl-lysine trimethylation; regulation of mitochondrial ATP synthesis coupled proton transport
Cellular component (GO): mitochondrion
Molecular function (GO): protein-lysine N-methyltransferase activity
Source: RefSeq, a predicted model, not a curated record